Molecule: messenger RNA, 555 nt
Organism: Prunus avium (sweet cherry)
Lineage: Eukaryota; Viridiplantae; Streptophyta; Magnoliopsida; Rosales; Rosaceae
Source: RefSeq, a predicted model, not a curated record
ACUCUGGCUUCCUUCUCAAAAACCCACUAUAAAACACACCCUCCACAGAAAAUCACCAUCACCCAUCAAAAUAAACAAAACAAGCAAGCUCUUGAGUCCAAGUCCUCAACACACAAUAAUAUGUCUACACUGAAAAUCCGAUCAAAGAAACCAGACGACAUUCGAGGUCUCGUGACGCUGAGGCUGCUCAUUCGGAAGCUUGUGCAGAAGGGUCUCUCCAUUUUAUCAGCCAGAGGCUUUCAUUACCACAGUGAUUUUGAUGAAGCCACAGUGGUGCCAGAAGAUGUUAAAGAAGGGCAUUUUGCUGUUUUUGCAGUGAAGGGCAACGAGGCAGAGAGGUUUGUGGUGAAAUUAGAGUCCUUGCAAAACCCUGAGUUUUUGAGGUUGCUAGAAGAAGCUGAGGAAGAAUAUGGAUUUGAACAGAAGGGGGCUCUUGCUGUUCCUUGCAGGCCAGAGGAGUUGCAUAAGAUUUUAGAAAACAGGAGGGAGAAGAAUAGUAGUAAAAAUAAUAUUAAUCUUACAGUUAUACAAGGAUACUAGCUAAGCUAGCUACCC